Molecule: messenger RNA, 1119 nt
Organism: Annulohypoxylon maeteangense
Lineage: Eukaryota; Fungi; Ascomycota; Sordariomycetes; Xylariales; Hypoxylaceae
Product: electron transfer flavoprotein, beta subunit
Exons: 3
Coding region: 107-883 (258 amino acids)
Cellular component (GO): cytosol
Molecular function (GO): electron transfer activity
Source: RefSeq, a predicted model, not a curated record
GAACCGGAGCUUUAUUCCGAACAUUUAGACGAGCGGAAUAAGCUUCACUUAUUACCACGCUCUUCUCGCCUUUUACAAGACAGCUAGCAAAAGCUGCGAAUAAGCCAUGUCUGCACUUCGCAUUCUAGUGCCCAUAAAGCGGGUCAUUGACUAUGCGGUCAAACCACGCGUCAACAAGGCGCAGACGGGCGUCGAGACGGCCGGCGUCAAACAUUCGAUGAACCCGUUCGACGAGCUCUCGGUCGAGGAGUCGGUGCGGAUCCGCGAGAAGAAGUCGGCGCCCGGUGGGGUCGAGGACAUAUGCGUGAUCUCGGCGGGGCCGGCAAAGGCCGCAGACGUGCUGCGCACAGCGAUGGCGAUGGGCGCCGACCGCGGCAUACACGUCGACGUUAAGGAGGGCGAGGACCUCGAACCUCUCAGCGUGGCGAAGCUGCUGAAAGCGGCUGUCGAGAAGGAGAAGAGCAAUCUGGUUAUUCUCGGCAAGCAGAGCAUCGACGACGACGCGGCGCAGACGGGGCAGAUGCUCGCGGGACUGCUGGGCUGGCCGCAGGCUACGCAGGCGAGCAAGGUUUCGUUUGCUAAGGGCGAUUUGGUGGAGGUUACGAAGGAGGUGGAUGGGGGCGUGGAAACGGUUCGUGCGAAGCUGCCGUUGGUUAUUACGACGGAUUUGAGAUUGAAUGAACCCCGGUAUGCGAGCUUGCCGAAUAUUAUGAAGGCGAAGAAGAAACCGCUGGUGAAGAUGAGCUUGGGCGAUUUGGGGGUUGCGAAUGAGAGGAGGUUGAGGGUUGUUAAGGUUACUGAACCGGCGCCGAGACAGGGUGGUGGUAAGGUUGAGGAUGUUGAUGGCUUGAUCUCGAAGCUGAAGGAAUUAGGUGCUAUAUGAUGAACGAAUGGAACAUUAUAUCGAGCACAUAGUGUCUAAAUCUACAUAUCGACACUAUUUACGGUGUAUGAAGCUGGCUAACUACCUAGUUGCCAUGGAUCUGACUAUGAAUAACGAAGACACGGGCUUUCAUUUCAUCCACAUCCAAUCAACCCCUAUUAGCUAGCAGUAGCCUGGGUAGUUUUGAGAAGCCCAUAGAGGUCACUGCUGAAUAUAACAUUACAUUUACAAUUGCA